GCUGUGUGCAUCGAAGGUCAAAGGAUGUAGCACCGCACAGACCACCAACAAUCGCGCCGGCAGCGGACCCCUCCACCCAGCCCAGGCACGUGCGGUGGCCGCCGCCCCAAGUUUUGGAUCUCGCCCUCCAAGCCGCCUCCAAGUUGAACAUUCUGCACCACAAACCCCUCCCAGCACACCAAAAUGGACCGCCAACUUGAACCCCGCCUCCUGAUAGAGUCCAUCACCAAACCCACAAAACUUUCCUCGAAAGACACCUACUCCCACCUGCAAAACUUCCUCCACUCCCUCCCCGUCUCCCCACAACGCACUCAGCUGGAGCGUCUCACCGAUGCUCUCGGUGUCGAAGUCGGCCAGAUUGACAUCAGUGAAGGGGAGAGACGAGAGGCUGAGCGAGAGGCGAGGAGAUUAGAGGCUAGGCAAGAGAGGAGGAAAAAGAGGGAAGAAGAGGAGGAGGCUCGAAAGCAGGCCGAAUUGGAAGGAGCUGUUGAAGGCCUUGAAGAGGAAGAAGAGGGUGACAUGGAGAAUGGCGCUGUCGGUCAGGAAGGGGAGGAGGGUAUGGAGGACAGGGGUGAUGUCGAAUACGGUGAUGUCCCAAACGAGGACGGUGACGAUGAGCCCGACAACGAGGACCAGGCUGAGCAGAUGGACGAAGACUCUGAUUAAAUGAUUGCAUAAAUUGUACAAUAUCAUACCCAGCAUAUAAUGAUACCUCCUACGCACGAUUUGGAACGGAGUCUUCCAUGUCAGCGGCAGGUUUGCAAAGUCAUGGCCAAAAGCGAUGGACAAAGCACGACGAGCUGUACAGAUUAGCGAUCUUGAUCGCCCGAGAUGUACCGCGUCUACGAUAUUGUGUGAUCGAGCAUGCCGGAACCACUCAGUAGCCGAAACUUGCAUAUCAAUAUAUCCAA
Cryptococcus amylolentus CBS 6039 is the source of this 911-nucleotide messenger RNA. RefSeq lists its product as hypothetical. The record is from RefSeq and is a predicted model, not a curated record. The transcript has 2 exons. Bases 184 to 666 code for a protein of 160 amino acids. Lineage: Eukaryota; Fungi; Basidiomycota; Tremellomycetes; Tremellales; Cryptococcaceae.